Molecule: messenger RNA, 4283 nt
Organism: Acanthochromis polyacanthus (spiny chromis)
Lineage: Eukaryota; Metazoa; Chordata; Actinopteri; Pomacentridae
Product: gonadotropin-releasing hormone II receptor-like
Exons: 4
Coding region: 322-1461 (379 amino acids)
Biological process (GO): G protein-coupled receptor signaling pathway
Cellular component (GO): membrane
Molecular function (GO): peptide binding; gonadotropin-releasing hormone receptor activity
Source: RefSeq, a predicted model, not a curated record
CGAUUCAGAUCCUCAGCCCUCGGCUCUGCACAGAGAUCCUGUAGAUGGAGAGAAAACCUCCCAGUAUGUGUGUCUGCACGUCAGCCGCCUUGAUGAGCCAAUGGGCUGCUGCUGCUGCUGAGUGUGCUGCAGCUGAACAAUGGAUCACAGCGUUCUGUCUGAACAGCAGCAAAGGUGCAGAGAAGCGGUCGAGGACAGAAACCCUGCGGACACUGAAGCUUCAGGACUGGACAGCUCUGGAACCUGGUCCAUUCAGCAGCAGUACUGAGGAGAUUCUAUUCCAGGCAACACUGCUGCUGCUUGUGUGUUUGUAGUUGAAAGAUGACAGGAAACCUGUCCCUGGGGGCUUCCACACCUGCACAGAAUGGCUCUGUCUCAGUCCGCACUGCUUCACCCUCUCCUCCACUCUGGGAGGCUCCAUCCUUCACUGUGGCGGCCAAGUGUCGUGUAGCAGCUAUCCUGGUGCUGUUUGUGUUUGCCGCUGUCAGUAAUUUGUCAGUCUUGAUCAGUGUUUGCUGGGGGAGAGGUUAUCGCUUGGCAAAACACCUGCGCCCACUCAUUGUCAGCUUGUCAUCAGCGGAUCUACUGAUGACUUUUGUGGUGAUGCCACUCGACGCCAUCUGGAACAUCACAGUGCAGUGGUAUGCUGGAGAUAUCAUGUGUAAGUUGCUGUGUUUCCUCAAGCUCUUUGCCAUGCACUCAGCAGCGUUCAUACUGGUGGUGGUGAGUCUGGACCGCUACUGGGCCAUCCUUCAUCCUCUGGACUCUCUUGAUGCUGGGCUCAGGAACAGACGCAUGCUGCUGGUGGCCUGGACUCUGAGUCUGCUGCUGGCAUCUCCACAGCUAUUCAUCUUUCGGGCAGUUAAAGCAGAUGGAGUGGAUUUCACUCAGUGUGUGACUCAUGGAAGCUUCCAGCAUCACUGGCAGGAGACAGCAUACAACAUGUUUCACUUUGUGACUCUGUAUGUCUUCCCCUUGCUUGUCAUGACUUUCUGCUACACCCGCAUCCUCACCAAGAUUAAUGCGAAGACGCACAAGAGCAAAGAUGGUGAACAGUAUCUGCGACGCAGUGGAGCAGACAUGAUACCCAAAGCCCGGAUGAAGACGCUCAAGAUGACCAUUGUGAUUGUGAGCUCCUUUGUCAUCUGUUGGACACCCUACUACUUACUGGGGAUCUGGUACUGGUUCCAGCCAGACAUUAUCCAGCACACACCUGAGUAUGUGCACCAUAUACUGUUUGUCUUUGGCAACCUGAACACAUGCUGUGAUCCGGUCAUCUACGGCUUCUACACACUGUCUUUUCGAGCCGACCUUGCCGAUGUGGUGAACUGCUGCUGCAGUCAUCGAUCCAACAACGAGUCGCCUCGUUCUGUGGAUCGCCUGCAUGGUAGAAGUGCUAGGGCAGAUGGAGAAAUGGAGUCUGAACAAAGCUCAAACCACCACAGUGGGAAUCCUCCUUAGACAGUAGUGAUCUGACUCUUAGGGAUUGAGAAUGAGGAUCUAAACAUCAGUACACAUUCCUUACAUUUAUUGCACUCUGAGUUACUGUCUACCUUGCAUGCUUUAUAAAGCAGAGUUUAAAUAUGUUACUUUGACAUGGACACUAUGUAGUCUAUUGCUGGAUAUUAAACUUUGUUCUUUUAAAGCUAGACCGGGCAUGUGCUGACAUCAGCUCUGACAUAACAGACAUGUAAAUGGAUAUCAGUCUCUAUUUCUUCUUCUUUACUAACUAGAUAAUUGGUGUUGUCUUGUCCAAGAAAAAAAUCUGUUAAGGGUAUUUUUGGGCACACCGUAAAAUAUCACCCUGAAACAGAAUCAGGUUGCUGUUUUCCCAACUUGGUGUAAGUAUAAAUUUAAUAAUAAAGCUAAAAUAUCUGAUCUGUAUCUUCAGAUCACUGUGGAGCUUCUAAAAACCAGUUGUUCUAACUUUUGAUCUUUUGACCUUAAAUACAUGAACUGUUGUAAUUUCACUAAACUCACUAAACUAAACCUGCAAAGAAACAAAAGUUAUUGUACUAGUAGAAUUCCCAGCAAAUGUUGCUGGUAAGUUAAAACUGAUUAGCACUGAAUUGUGUCCUUUACACUUAUUACUUUCCAUAUCAUUGGAAGUCAAACUUACAUGUUGUUUUUCUGCUGACUUCUGCUGAUAUAAACUAGCUUCACAAUCAGCAGCUAUGUACAGAUGUACUUUCAAUUAUGAAACUAUUUUUUGGUUUGUUUAAUCUGUGAUCCUAAGAGAUCCAUGAUACACAUUCUGACAUAUUACAGAGGCAGUUGGAGCCGUGAUAUGCCGAUGUAGGCAAAUGAGUUGUCUGGAUUGUUUUUUUUUUUUUAAAUUUUGGAUAUGUAGCUGGACUUAAUCUAAAAAGCCCCCCCAAAAUAAAGAGAAAUCACAGAAAAAAGCAGAAAAAGUAUUGAAUGUUUAAACGGAUUAUACAGAAUGAGAUGGGGAAAAAAUGGUUUCAAUGAAAUCUGGAGUUAUAGUGAUAAAAAAGAACAAUAUAACUGCUACAUUCUUAAGCACAACAUAGGUGGUUUUAUUUGCUUUUUGAAAAUUCUCAGCUACAUUUUUCUGUAUAUCAAUCACAAUACAAUCUUGGGCAAAAGAAAACUUUUAAACAGUAACAUGCAACUGCAACUUAUAUUAUUAUUCAUUUGUAACGAUAUAUUGAACGUGGCUAUGCUUAAAAUUAGUAAUAAUUUAAAGAAGUUAUCAAGCUGAAUGUUAAUAGGUCUUUCCAAGGUAUCAUUAAAAGUCUACUGGACAAUAUUUCAUGACAGCAGUGACAGAGUUUAUUUUUGCUUUAGGCUAUAGGUUGAUUACUAGCUAGACUUUGUUGUGUUUCUUGUCUGGUAUUGUGCAGCCUAGUACUCAGGUCUAUCUGAAUCUGUUGAAACAUGUGAGGUGCUUUCCACAGCACUCAGGAUUUUAGACUUGGUCAUCUCAUCUGACUAUUGUUGUCUCAUUUAAUGACAAAGGGAAGGUAGCUUGUGUAAUGGGUUCUAUGUAUAACACUCAUCAUGCUUUCAGUGAUGACAGUCUGGUCUAACCCAGAUAUAGUAUAAGCUAAUUUUAAAGCAAAGGGAUGUAUGAUGUAUGAAAGAAAUGUAUUUCUAUAUGUCUACGUUGUAUAUACAGUAUAUAUUACAUGACUGUAAAUUAGUGAAUAUUAUGGUGUAGCUGGAUGCUGGAACUGUGGACUUAAAACAUUCUCAUAACCAAUAAGUCAAACAAGCAGUAAGUGAAAAAGUGCAUCAACUAAAUAUUUAUCAAAAUAAACAUUUUUCCAGCCGUGCCACUUACCUCUGACUUUAGGAGUCAAAACCGAUGUGAAUCAUUGACAAAAGUAUUUUACAAGUACAUUACUUGGACAACGCCUCAGUCUAUUCUACUGACUGGACUAAUCUCAUGAAAGCUAAAACAAAUAUACAGAAGGCAGAGAAACAUAAAAUCAGUUAAAUCUCUUUAUUUGGUUUUAGGCAUGUUGAAAUAUGACGAAGAAGAGGAAACGGCUGAGUGCGGUCCACACGGACAUUCAGAUGAAACAGUCUGUACUCACACAGAGACCAAGCUGUUAAAGAGGAGGUUUGAAAAUGUUGCCAUCCCAGUUAGCAGAAACUUUUACUUUUUCUCAGAAACAUUCCUCAGUUUAAACUAAGGAAACUAAAUAUAUUAACUGCAUUCCCCUAAAUUUAAAAAGUAAAAUUUUACAUCAAAUUUUUGUGCUCAAAAGGUGUUUUUGCUCUGAGUCUAUAACAGUGUACACUGAAUUUUACUCUGUAAUUUUGUGCUGGACUUUUACAGUUUCUAUAGCAAAUAGCCAAUGCUGUACAUUGACAACACAACAGGAGCCAUCAGGCCGAAAUAAAUAAAUAAAUAACAUUGAAGAGUUGGAUCAAAUAAAUCAACAAAUGCAUAUUUUCUCCUCCUGGUGGUAUCUACACCUUCUGGGCAAAUUAGCCAAAAGUAGGAAGUAAAUCUACACAGCUGGGUUUUUAAAAAAAUACUGCUGAAUAAGGGAAACUAGUUUUGGUGAACAUAGUGACCACUCUGGCUACAAGCUGUAAUUACAAAAAAUACAGCAAGCCGUCAUAACAGGAGUAAAAACAGAAAUCAUACAGGCACAAUAAUAAAACUGGGCAUUGUAAUGAGCUGUUAAAUAAAACACAAACUAGUUUUUAUUUGUAUUUUUCUGUGAUCUGUGUGAACUGGCACCAUUAAAUUUGUCUUUGUGCAAAUGUUCUACACUGUUACAUGAAAUAAAUGCACUACUGUAUGUAAA